CCCACGCAAACGAAUAUUGGGAAGUGGCCACGUCAUCGGCUACCUUGCUUCCGCGACUUGACUUUUAUCGUCCUCCUCUUGCCCCCAAACCCUGAGAGAGAGAGAGAGAGAGAGAGAGAAGCAAAGAAUCAUCAUCCAAUUGCACAACAUUCUGAAAUUCUCGCCACCGUCUCGCACCGCUCUGUGUAAAUCCAGAUUCGAUUGCUACUAUUAUCUUAUCCCCUUUCGAAUUCGUCCCUUCCUGAUCCCCAAUAACUCCAAGAUUAGGCAUUGUUAGGAAGAUGAUUCAUUGGGGUGGAGUUACCUGCUGCCUCAGCGCCGCCGCUCUUUAUCUUCUCGGUAGCAGUAGCGGCAGGGACGCUGAAGUUCUCAAAACCGUCACUAGGGUUAACCAGCUCAAGGAGUUAGCGCAAUUGCUAGAAUUAGAUAGCAGCAAGCUCCUGCCUUUCAUUGUGGCUGUAUCUGGAAGAGUUGGCUCUGACACACCUAUCAAGUGCGAGCAUAGUGGCAUACGCGGUGUUAUCGUCGAGGAAACUGCGGAGCAACAUUUUCUGAAGCACAAUGAGACUGGUUCUUGGGUUCAAGAUAGUGCUUUGAUGCUAUCUAUGAGUAAAGAGGUUCCUUGGUUUCUGGACGAUGGGACAAGUCGUGUGAAUGUAGUGGGAGCUCGUGGUGCAACAGGCUUUGCCUUGACCGUUGGAAGUGAAGUGUUUGAAGAGUCAGGGAGGUCUCUUGUACGGGGAACUCUUGAUUAUCUCCAAGGCCUUAAGAUGCUUGGAGUAAAGCGCAUUGAGCGUGUUCUUCCUACUGGAAUGCCUCUAACUAUUGUUGGUGAGGCUGUCAAGGACGAUAUUGGAGAUCUCAGGAUUCAGAAACCUGAAAGAGGGCCUUUCUACGUCUCUCCUAAAUCACUAGAUCAGCUCAUUUCCAAUUUGGGGAAAUGGUCAAGGUGGUACAAGUAUGCCUCUAUGGGUUUAACUGUUUUUGGUGUGUUUCUAAUUACAAAGCAUGUCAUUGAUCAUGUUCUUGAGAGAAGACGCCAUCGAGAGUUACAGAAAAGAGUGCUUGAUGCAGCAGCUAAGAGAGCUGAAGAGACUGAAGGUUCAAACGGGGCACAUGAGAGCGUUUCAGAUUCUACCAAGAAAGAAGGCGCUGUUCCUGAUCUCUGUGUGAUCUGUCUAGAGCAUAACUAUAAUGCUGUGUUUGUUCCGUGUGGUCAUAUGUGCUGCUGCACCGCAUGCUCCUCCCACUUGACCAGCUGUCCACUUUGCCGAAGACGUAUAGAUCAGGUGGUUAAGACAUAUCGUCACUGAGCAAACUCAACUCAGAGCUCAGAAGCAUUCUCUACUCGAAUCUGGUCUGUAAAUACCGCAAGAUCAAAACGUUACAAUUCAGUGUUCGUAAUCCUCUUUUGUUUGAUUUCAAGAACAGUACAUUUAAAUUAUAUGAAAACAUAAGGUGUUUGCUCGAUCCACGAAACAGUAAAUUCGUUUUUAACUAUU
Messenger RNA from Brassica rapa (field mustard), 1502 nucleotides. Its product is annotated as E3 ubiquitin-protein ligase SP1. Gene Ontology annotation, biological process: protein ubiquitination; organelle organization. Gene Ontology annotation, molecular function: ubiquitin-protein transferase activity. Lineage: Eukaryota; Viridiplantae; Streptophyta; Magnoliopsida; Brassicales; Brassicaceae. The record is from RefSeq and is a predicted model, not a curated record.